This is a messenger RNA of Melozone crissalis (California towhee), 1733 nucleotides long. RefSeq names its product transmembrane protein 123 (gene TMEM123). The transcript is spliced from 6 exons. Gene Ontology annotation, cellular component: cytoplasmic vesicle. Lineage: Eukaryota; Metazoa; Chordata; Aves; Passeriformes; Passerellidae. The coding region runs from base 21 to 593 and encodes 190 amino acids. The record is from RefSeq and is a predicted model, not a curated record.
CCGGCGGCCCCUCCGCGGCCAUGCGGCUCCUCGGCGGCGCCUCCUGCGCUCUGUGGGCGCUGCUGCUGCUCGCCCGCGGCUCCCGUAAUGAAGGGACAAACAGCACUGAAGGUGUGAACAGCACUACUCCGAUUCCAGGCAGUAGGUUGCCAGACAAUAGCAGCUCACCCAAUGCCACUGCAUCAUCCACACAAACUGCAGCAACACCUACAGGAGGAGUGUCCAGCAGUACUGCUCAUGUGACCAGUACCAGUCAGCCCAACACCACCACCACCCCCACGUCUGUCAUCCUGACAAUUCAGCCCACCAAAACCAGCCAGACAGUGACACCCACCACAGCCUCAGCAGUCACAUCGCCACAAGGCAACGCUACAGUGGUGACCACUUCUAAGACUUCCUCCACCUCUGUAACAGCCACAUCAAAAUCAGAGGCUGUCAUAGUCAAAACCUCCAGAUUUGAUGUGGGCAGUUUUGUAGGUGGCAUUGUGCUGACUCUUGGAGUCCUAGUCAUUCUCUACAUCGGAUGCAAAACUUACCACUCUCGAAGAGGUAUUCAGUACAGAACCAUCGAUGAACACGAUGCCAUCAUUUAAAGGAGACUUCAGAGAAGGACAAUGUUGGAAACCCAUCCUGUCACGGCUGUUCUAACUACUGAAAGAGUUUCUUUCAUGAAGAUUAUCACAGUCUCUAAACCUGUCUUGGGUGUUAUCCUGCAAAAUGUUGAGAAGUUUUUAAACAUCCUGAUUUUUACAUUGGCUCUUGUAAGAGGAACGCAGCACUUUGUAGAGACAGUAUUUUCUUUUUCCAGUACUUGUAACCAGAUGUAGAGAAAAUCACAUACUGAGUCAUUUUAAGGUACACACACAGCUCUCUGAAAUAGCUAAUUACUAGCACAGGCUAUUGCAUCCAUGUGAUUCUAAGUAAGUUCAGGGGUUUUUUUCUAAAAUUUUGUAUUAAAUUGUAUUUAUUUUGAAGUUUGAUGUGAAUGUUAGUUUAGAAAUUUCAGGUUUUGAACAACUCAGUUAAGUUUUAAUAGGCUUCAAAGGAGGUGUGGUUAGACAAAUGUAUAGAAGGUGAUAAUAAUUACUCCUAAAUGUCAGUCAUUAGCUCACCAGUGAGCUGCAGAUGCUUUCCUUAAUAGGCUGUAUAAGGAGAGUAGCUGCAGGAAACAUGGACAGAGUGGAAGUAUCCAUCCAUAACCCUUUUCUCUAAAAGCUUCUUAUUUUCUAACGUGUACUAAUGAAGCUUGUGCAAUUGAAGAUUUAAUGUAAAUGGAGAAAAGUAAUUUUGCCAUUAUAAAUAUAAAAAAAUUCUAAAAUUGGCUUUUAAGUUGAAGGUAGCAAUCACUUGGCUCUUGGUUUUUAUUAUUAUGAAGCUGUCUGCAAUGUUUUAGCAGCAUUUGAUAAUAAUUCAAAGUUAUAUAAAGAAGGGAAAACCUAUAAGACAGCAUUUUAGCAGACUAUAAACUGCAUUUUUACAGCUGUUUUCAGAACUUGGUCGUGCUGCACAGAUGAACAGAGGUCUGGUCAGAAGCCCAGCUGAAGGCACUGGGGCGUCUCUGAGCACACCUUCAGCUGAAGGCUCAAAUGCUCCGGGGGUCCUGUGCAGGAUGGCUGGUGCUGUUCCCGUGUCACUUGUGCAGGUAAAUCUGCAGGUAAAUCUGUCACCACUCAGGUGAACCUGCUGACUUCAGCACAUGGGCUCCUGACUUCCACUGCUGUAAGGAAAACUAG